Molecule: messenger RNA, 2283 nt
Organism: Xiphophorus maculatus (southern platyfish)
Lineage: Eukaryota; Metazoa; Chordata; Actinopteri; Cyprinodontiformes; Poeciliidae
Product: E3 ubiquitin-protein ligase DTX3L-like
Exons: 5
Coding region: 80-1738 (552 amino acids)
Biological process (GO): protein ubiquitination; Notch signaling pathway
Molecular function (GO): metal ion binding
Source: RefSeq, a predicted model, not a curated record
UGAGCUGACUAUCCAAAGUUGGGAGGCAUUGCUUGGCAGUCUGGUAUCCUCUGGUACGGACAGGACAAAUGCAUCCAGAAUGUCAGCAAAGUUUCAGGAAAACGAACAGGCCAUGAAGGUUGAAACCAAUAAUAUGGUCCUCCCUGUCAAACAGAGUAAUCACUGCACCUCGACAGCAGAAACCCUUCCUCCUAGAAAACUUAAAGGAGAAGCUCAAGAAAGUUGCCUUCUGCCACUGAAUCACUUCUGGUACAUGAGUCGCAUCUACAAGGAAGGAAUUAAACAGAUUGAGAGGAAGAAUAAAAUUAAACUGGUGGCACAGGUCCAUGUGACAUUUGAAGCUGAACAGGAAGAUGGAAACCCUCAUGAAGCUCUCAAUGAGUUCAUUGAUCUCUCACAGAGCUGCUCUGCUGAUUCAGGUGAGGCAGUGAUUCCUCUCAAGUUUGUAGAUCCAGAUCAGUGGAGUGACGCAUUAAAAGUCAUCAAGAGAAACAAGGACAAACUUUUGCUCACCAUGUCAUCUGAAGAGGUUAUUGUUAGUGGUCCAAAACAAAGCCAAGAUGAAUUCAAUGCAGUCCUGAAUGCGAUGCAGAAGACAAACACACCUGCUGAACAGCACAAACCUACAUCAGAUGGUACAUCACUGAGGAUAAACUUGACAACCAGCCAACUGACAAAAUCUCCAACAGUGGAAGACAAUAAGCAACUGGAGAACAGCGAAGGAAAACAGGAGGGAACAACCAACCAACAGACAAAAUCUCCAACAGUGGAACACAAUAAGCAACUGGAAAACAGCGAAGGAAAACAGCAGGGAACAACCAGCCAACAGACAAAAUCACCAACAGUGGAAAAUAACAGCGAACCGGUAAUUACUUCUGUUGAAGAUGCUAACGUCAAAGCUAAAUCUGAUCUGAAUGUUGAAUCCAGCAACAGUAAAAACAAACAAUCCCUCCAAACAUGUAGGGCCAAACCUUCCAUCAGAAACCUCUUGCUGAAAAAGAAGCCUAUCGCACGUCCCCUGCGCCUAACCCGACGUAGUGAUACCACUGGGUUGGGUGACUUGCCAAAGAAAUCCAGCUGUGAGAAUGAGAGGAAAGAGGACUCCAGUCAACCUUCACUGAUCCCACCAACAGCACAGCAAAAGGCUGAAGCAUCAACUAAGACAGGAGCAUCAGGGGACAGUAAAGAUGAUCUCUGCCCAAUAUGCUUGGAUCGGUUGAUCAAAAAGAAACAACUAAAGUGUAAACACACAUUUUGUGAUGAGUGCCUCCAAGCGUCAGUACAACACACUGGACCCAUGUGUCCUGUAUGCAAAGAUGUUUUUGGUGUGAUGGAGGGAGACCAGCCUGAUGGAGUAAUGACAUGGAUCAAUAGCUCUUCGUUCCUUCCUGGAUUCUCAGGCUGUGGCAGCAUAAUGAUCACAUACACUUUUCCUAAUGGAAAACAGACGAAAAAGCAUCCUAAUCCUGGACAACCAUAUCAGGGAACUACCAGAACUGCAUAUCUUCCAGACAACGAAGAGGGCCAAGAAGUUCUGAAACUGCUGAAAAAAGCUUUCGACCAGAAAAUGACUUUCACUAUUGGGACGUCCAGAACAAGCGGGUUGGACAACCAGGUGAUCUGGAAUGAUAUUUCUCACAAGACAUCAAAGACAGGAGGACCGCAGAGUUUUGGAUAUCCUGACCCCAGUUACCUGAGCAAAGUAAAGGAGGACCUGAAAGCUAAAGGCAUAGAGUGACUCUGAGAGAGUGAUGAUUUAUUUUACAACUGAAAUUAACAAUAAAAAAAUACUGGAAUAUUUGCAUGUUUUGCUUUCAUUUGAUCAGUAAAGUAAAGGUAAAAGUAAAGGUUAUUUUAUUAUUAUUAUUUAUUAAUUAAUAAGAAUUGCUUUAAAGAAUAUUUCACAAAUUUACACGUGUUAAAAAACAGCCAUUGUACUAGGCUUUGCUUCAUUCAGAGGUUGUAGCAUCUAGACCCUCUGUUAUUGAGAAACAAUGGCUGGUUGGGGACGUGGACUCUACUGAAGUUUUAAAUGAUUGGAUCUUAUUUGACCCAAUUGCUUGUAAAUGUAAAUAUGACUUGGUGUCACUUGAAAAAUAAUCUUAUUGAUUGAUUUGAUAAUAUAAGAAUGCUGAAGGAUUUAUUUAUCACUUGACAUAGAAUGGACAAACACUGCUGUUUCCUAAAGGCAAUUAGUAAAUUAUGUACUAUGUUGAUAAACUAAUCUGAAAUUUUUUCAUGAAUUCUGUAUCCUUUAAUAAAUUCAAAUCCAACACUGGAUCA